UUGUGACUCAUUGUGUCUGUGUCGAGGCGUCGGGAGGGCCUAGGUCCGUGUGCAGCGCCGUUCUGCCGGCCUGAGCCCCAGAGUCAGCUCCCCUUUCUCGCCCAGCGCCCCCAGGCUGCUCCCGGGGCUCACGGAACAAUACCGAAACGUAUCAGAAAACAUCUAGAACAGAAAGGAGAGCACAGACCCUGUUUGGAUCAAGUCAGCUCCCUGAGCCUGAAUGAUGACUGCAGAAUCCAGGGAAGCCACAGGUCUGUCCCCCCAGGCUGCCCAGGAGAAGGAUGGUAUCGUAAUAGUGAAGGUAGAAGAGGACGAUGAAGAAGACCACAUGUGGGGGCAGGAUUCCAGCCUGCAGGAGACGCCGCCUCCCGACCCAGAGAUUUUCCGCCAACGUUUCAGGCACUUCUGUUACCAGAACACUUUUGGGCCUCGAGAGGCUCUGAGUCGACUGAAGGAACUUUGUCACCAGUGGCUCCGACCAGAGAUAAACACUAAGGAGCAGAUCCUGGAGCUGCUGGUACUGGAGCAGUUCCUCUCCAUCCUGCCCAAGGAGCUCCAAGUCUGGCUGCAGGAAUACCGUCCUGAUAGUGGGGAGGAGGCCGUGACCCUUCUGGAAGAUUUAGAGCUUGAUUUGUCAGGACAGCAGGUCCCAGGUCAAGUUCAUGGGCCUGAGAUGCUUGCCAGGGGGAUGGUGCCUCUGGAUCCAAUGCAGGAGUCCUCAAGCUUUGACCUUCAUCAUGAGGCCACCCAGUCCCAUUUCAAGCAUUCAUCUCGGAAGCCUCGCCUCUUGCAGUCACGGGCUCUCCCUGCCACCCACGUUCCUGCCCCUCAUCACGAGGGGAGUCCCAGAGACCAGGCGAUGGCAUCUGCACUAUUCACAGCAGAUUCCCAGGCAAUGGUGAAGAUCGAGGACAUGGCCGUGUCCCUCAUCCUGGAGGAAUGGGGAUGUCAGAACCUGGCUCGGAGGAAUCUCAAUAGGGACAACAGGCAGGAGAAUUAUGGGAACGUGUUUUCCCAGGGUUGUGAAAACAGGAAUGAGAACGAGGAGUCAGCCUCAAAGGCUGAAAACGCAGAAGACUCAGCAUCGCGUGGGGAGACAACAGGAAGAUUCCAGAAAGAUUUUGCAGAGAAACGUGAACAGCAGGGCAGAAUAGUAGAAAGGCAGCAAAGAAACCCUGAGGAAAAAACCGGAAGAGAAAAAAGAGAUUCGGGGCCAGCUACAGUCAAGGAAAAAAAACCCACCACGGGAGAGAGAGGUCCAAGGGAGAAGGGUAAAGGAUUGGGAAGAAGCUUUAGUCUGAGUUCAAACUUUAACACCCCCGAAGAGGUGCCGACGGGAACGAAGUCCCACAGAUGUGAUGAAUGUGGAAAAUGCUUCACGAGGAGUUCAAGCCUUAUUCGCCAUAAAAUAAUCCACACUGGAGAAAAGCCCUAUGAAUGUAGUGAGUGUGGGAAAGCCUUCAGUCUUAACUCAAACCUUGUCCUGCAUCAGAGAAUCCACACCGGAGAGAAGCCUCAUGAAUGUAACGAGUGUGGCAAAGCCUUCAGUCACAGUUCAAAUCUCAUUCUCCAUCAGCGGAUCCACUCUGGAGAGAAACCUUAUGAAUGUAAUGAGUGUGGGAAGGCCUUCAGCCAGAGCUCAGACCUUACUAAACAUCAGCGGAUCCACACGGGGGAGAAACCCUAUGAAUGUAGUGAGUGCGGAAAAGCUUUCAACCGAAACUCAUACCUUAUCUUGCACCGGAGAAUUCACACACGAGAAAAGCCGUACAAAUGCACCAAGUGCGGCAAGGCCUUCACCCGGAGCUCGACCCUCACUCUGCACCACAGAAUCCACACGAGAGAGCGAGCCCCCGAGUACAGCCCCGCCUCCCUUGAUGCCUUUGGAGCAUUCCUGAAAAGCUGUGUGCGUGUAGCCCUAAAGAUCCAGAAACCCAAAGGAACCACUAUUCCUGCUCCACAUAGUCCCAUCCGUAGUGAGGCUGUUUCUGGAAUCUGUGUGAUGACCAAGGUUUUAGGCAUGGCUGCAGUUCGGGUUCCUCGGCCUCCACGGGAGAGGGGGCCUGUGGUGGUUAAAGAUGAGGAAGAGGAAGGGAAGUGCCUUCCUAGCCUGGAGGUGUUCCGCCAGCGCUUCCGGCAGUUUGGGUACCAUGACACACCUGGCCCCCGGGAGGCCCUGAGCCAGCUCCGGGUGCUCUGCUGUGAGUGGCUGAGGCCUGAGAUCCACACCAAGGAGCAGAUCCUGGAGCUGCUGGUGCUGGAGCAGUUCCUGAGCAUCCUGCCCCAGGAGCUCCAGGCCUGGGUGCAGGAGCACUGCCCGGAGAGCGCUGAAGAGGCCGUCACUCUCCUAGAAGAUCUGGAGCGAGAACUGGACGAGCCAGGGCAGCAGGCCUCACCGCCUCCAAAUGAGCAGAAACAGAUGUGGGAGAAGAGGUCCUCUUCAGGAACGGCAAAGUUUCCAAGCAGUGUGCAGCCCCAGUCUGUGGAGACCAGUCACAGAUGCGAAGCUUGGGAGCCCUUGUACAUUCAGGAGACUGGGGAAGAGCAGGAUUUCACUCCAGAGCUGAAACAGAGUCAAGAUCAUAAAUCGAACACCCAGAAUGAGGAAUCAACAGAGAAGCAGAAAAGUUCUGAAGAAUCUCAAGAAUUCAAAAGGGAUAUUAUUCCUGUGAUUAUUGCCAGUAAAUGUGAGUCCAGGUUAGAAAGGCAGUGGGUAAACCUUGAAAAGGAAAGAGGAACAAAAACUCCUCUCCUAGACAAAGGUUCUAAGAAAGGCAGAGAAUUGAUUCCCGCUAAACCUACCCCAGGAGAGAGGCGUUACAUUUGUGCAGAGUGUGGAAAGGCCUUUAGUAAUAGCUCAAAUCUUACUAAACACCGGAGAACACACACUGGGGAGAAACCAUAUGUGUGCACCAAAUGUGGGAAAGCUUUCAGCCACAGUUCAAACCUCACCCUUCAUUACAGAACACACUUGGUGGACCGGCCCUAUGACUGUAAGUGUGGGAAAGCCUUUGGUCAGAGCUCAGACCUCCUUAAACAUCAGCGAAUGCACACUGAAGAGGCACCAUAUCAGUGUAAAGAUUGUGGGAAAGCUUUCAGUGGUAAAGGCAGCCUCAUUCGACACUACCGGAUACACACUGGGGAGAAACCUUACCAGUGUAACGAGUGCGGGAAGAGCUUUAGUCAGCACGCGGGUCUUAGUUCACACCAGAGACUCCACACUGGAGAGAAGCCAUAUAAAUGUAAGGAGUGUGGGAAAGCCUUCAACCACAGCUCAAAUUUUAAUAAACAUCAUAGAAUCCAUACUGGGGAGAAGCCCUAUUGGUGUAAUCAUUGUGGAAAAACCUUCUGUAGUAAGUCCAAUCUUUCCAAACAUCAGAGGGUCCACACUGGAGAGGGAGAAUGUGAUGAAUGUAGCAAGAGCUUUAAUAGAACUUCAGACCUUAUUCAACAUCAGAGAAUCCACACGGGGGAGAAACCCUACGAAUGUAGUGAGUGUGGGAAGGCCUUCAGCCAGAGCUCACACCUUAUUCAGCAUCAGAGAAUCCACACCGGAGAGAAACCUUACGAAUGUAAUGAUUGUGGGAAGACCUUUAGUUGUAGCUCUGCCCUCAUUCUGCAUCGGAGGAUCCAUACCGGGGAGAAGCCCUAUGAAUGUAACGAAUGUGGGAAAACCUUUAGCUGGAGCUCUACCCUCACUCAUCAUCAGAGAAUCCACACUGGAGAGAAACCGUAUGCUUGCAAUGAAUGUGGGAAGGCUUUUAGUAGGAGCUCCACCCUCAUCCAUCACCAGAGAAUCCACACUGGAGAGAAGCCCUAUGAAUGUAACGAGUGUGGGAAGGCCUUCAGCCAGAGCUCACACCUCUAUCAGCACCAGAGAAUCCACACUGGAGAGAAGCCCUAUGAAUGUAUGGAAUGUGGAGGAAAGUUUACCUAUAGUUCAGGCCUUAUUCAGCAUCAAAGAAUCCACACAGGGGAGAAUCCCUAUGAAUGUAGUGAGUGUGGGAAAGCCUUUAGGUAUAGCUCAGCCCUUGUUCGCCAUCAGAGAAUUCACACUGGAGAGAAGCCUUUGAAUGUGAUGGGAAUGAGCAAAAGUUCUCUCAGAGUUACUGCUGAAUUAAAUAUCCGAGAGUCUACAUGAAAGACAGCCACACACCUGUUUUCCUCACUUCCUCUGAGUCUAAAGAGCUCCUGCCUUACUAUAUGAGUAUGAAUAACUUAGAAUGUAUCCCUUCCGACUCAACCCUUUCACUUUAGAGAAUGGGGCAAACUGGGCAAAUCCUCCUGGCACAGUGAUGAAGCUACCUAGUCUGUUUCCCCAAGAAUGACAUCAGGUGGCGAGCGGCAGGUUAAGUGCUGCGAAUGAGAGGGAGGCUCUGGGACUUAUCACCUUCCAUUCUGGAAGGGAGUUUGCACUAGACCAUUUCUUUCACACCAGAGGAGCCUUUCUUUCCAAGGUGGGGAAUGGAAGCACAGUAGGAAUACAAUUCCAAGGAUUCCUGUAGUCGGAGUCAGUAUAGUCAGCACAGAAGGCAGUGGAAAGAAUGUUCUGAGUCCUAUUUGAUAAGAAGGGGAAAUGGAGGCUGUAUUUCAAAGCCACUGUUCCUAAUCCAGCUUUAAGUUUUGAUAAGGAAUGUGCUAUUUUUUUGUUGUCUCAUGACUUCAUUAAUUAUGGAAAAACUUGGUGCUGAGGGAUGUGUUAUUUUAUUGGGGGGGGGGAACCCCAAGAGGUUUUCUGUGGUAACUAUUUUGCAGGGCUCUUGGAGCAGCAAGCCCAGGUUUCCAAGAGCAGCAAGGCAGGCAGUUUUGUUGGAGAACUUGUACUUCCCUCCUGUGAUAGAUAUGGCUGCGAAAUCCAUCUGAAUACCAGUAAGUCUGACGGAGAGGAGCAGAAGCGUUUGCCAUUGGCCUGGUUUCCCUCCUGCUCUCUCCCUGUUCCUCUCCCCACUCCUGUGUUGGAAAGCGAUUUAAUCCAAACCCCCAGUUACUAGGAAUGCUUUUAUGGAGCUCACUCAGCCAGCUUGCCCUGCCCUCUGUCCCCUGUGACCUAUGACACCUGGCCCCAGCAGCCGGAUCCCUCCUGACCCCACUUCUGACUUCAGCAGCCAAGUAUGAAUGCAAAGAAAAAGCAAAGCCCAGAGAAGGGAGUCUCUGGCCUGACUGGGCCGCGUUGCUGGGUUAGGAUGGAGCUCCCGAGUUUCCCAGCUGAAGGGAUGAUCUUUGGUUCUGUCUUCCCAAUCCUGCUCAUCCUGUAGCAUAAAUGAAGUGCACUAUUAAACAGAAUAGUUUCUUAGAAGGAGAGAUUGAGUGUGUUUUUGUGCAGGAGCACAAAUUUAUUUCAGUUAAAAUAGGAAACAGUGACUAUAACUGGAAUCUUUAAAGAUGAAUCUUUAAAAUUUUUUACAGACAACUAUUUUUCUUUCAGUCACAAACACAUGACCUCUUUCUCUCAAGACUCCAGGUACUGCCACAGACUCCCAUUUACACAGCUGCUCCCAUCUCAUACCCACACGUCGGAUUUUGUGUGCCGUGUGCUCUUAAGACCAGCAACCAAAACUGGAAAGGUGUUACCGGGUGUGGGGCCCCUGACAAGUGUGUACAUUGUUGGGUAGCAAUGGGCAUAUGUAGACUUCUUGUUUGGGCGCUUGGUGGGAGGGUGUUCCAGUCACGAGAAGGAAGGUUGAAAUGAAAGUCUUAUGCAAAAGAUGAGGAAGUGUCUGGAACUGACCUCUAAAAAACUGGGGAGCAUAUAUUGUGAUCACCUAAUAUAUUUUUAAUUUCUUAAAGCUAUAAUGAAA
Lynx canadensis (Canada lynx) is the source of this 5798-nucleotide messenger RNA. RefSeq names its product zinc finger with KRAB and SCAN domains 1 (gene ZKSCAN1). Gene Ontology annotation, biological process: negative regulation of transcription by RNA polymerase II; regulation of immune system process; regulation of cytokine production. Lineage: Eukaryota; Metazoa; Chordata; Mammalia; Carnivora; Felidae. The coding region runs from base 221 to 4141 and encodes 1306 amino acids. The transcript has 10 exons. The record is from RefSeq and is a predicted model, not a curated record.